GCUGGGGGGAAGGGCCUGUCGACUGAGCGCAGACAAACUUGCGUAGUCUCGCCAGGUCCUCGCAGUGAGCCGGAGCUUCUCUAUGGACUGUUGGAGGGGGAAAGAACUGAGUGGGAAGGCUGUCGUCGGAACCGCGGCUCCUCUGCGAGGCCUCGUGAUGUUUUAAUCCCCAAAAAACGGGGACACGGAGCGGGAGCCACACCGCGGGUGCGCCACAGCCGAGGGGAGAUGUGCGCUGGAGUCGAGAUUGCUGCGGUGUCCCUGUCUAGGCCUGGACUGAGCAGAUUGUUCUGAGAGGAAACGGAUAACAAACAGGGGAAGUGAACAUGGCUGGGAUCUCGCCCUUCUUUUCUAACGGACCCGUCCCGUGGAUGGGCAACGACACUGAGAUGCACACCUUGUACAGAGACCUAGAGGUGGGCACGGUUCUGACUCUGUUUUACUCUAAGAAGUCCCAGAGGCCAGAGAGGAGGACUUUUCAAGUCAAGUUAGAGACCAGGACAAUUAUCUGGACCAGAGGCACGGACAAAAUAGAGGGAGAAAUUGACAUUCGAGAAAUCAAGGAGAUCCGUCCGGGGUCGAAGUCACGGGACUUCGAGCGCUAUGUGGAGGACUCGGCGACACGGCUGGAUCAGGCUCACUGCUUUGUUAUCCUGUACGGCACCGAGUUCCGCCUCAAGUCCCUCAGCCUGGCAGCAACGUCCGACGAGGAGAUGACCAUGUGGGUCAAGGGCUUGAACUGGCUAGUGGCUGACACGCUGAAAUCGCCAACGCCACUGCAGAUAGAAAGGUGGUUGCGCAAGCAGUUUUAUUCUGUGGACCGGAGCAGAGAAGACAGGAUAUCCUGUAAGGAUCUGAAGAACAUGCUGAGCCAGGUCAACUACAGGGUUCCCAACAUGAAGUUCCUCAGAGAGAAACUUCCAGACUCAGAGUCCAGGAAUGGAGACGUGUCUUUCAGCCAGUUUGCCCACCUGUAUCGCAACCUCAUGUUUGACGCUCAGAGAAGUUUGGAAAUCCCGAUCUUACAGAGGUUGAUCGACAGACCAGAGCAACGGAUUUGCCUAGAAGACUUCAAGAAAUUUCUCCUGGAAACUCAAAUGGAAAUGUGGGCAGUAGACAGCAGCAAGGUCCAGGAGUUUAUGUUUAGCUACCUGAAAGACCCACUGAGAGAAGUGGAGCAGCCUUAUUUCCACCAAGAUGAGCUGCUGACAUACUUGUUCUCCAAAGAAAACACCAUUUGGGAUUCAUCUCUGGACCAUGUGUGUCCUGAAAACAUGAACAAUCCUCUGUCCCACUACUGGAUCUCCUCUUCACACAACACCUACCUGACAGGAGACCAGUUCUCCAGUGAAUCUUCUCUCGAGGCCUACGCUCGCUGUCUGCGGAUGGGAUGCCGCUGUAUUGAGUUGGACUGCUGGGACGGCCCUGACGGAAUGCCGGUGAUCUACCACGGCCACACGCUCACCACCAAGAUCAAGUUCUGUGAUGUCCUCAACACCAUCAAAGAGCACGCUUUUGUGACAUCUGACUACCCCAUCAUCCUCUCCAUAGAGGACCACUGUAGUAUCGUCCAGCAGAGGAACAUGGCCACCCACUUUAAGAAAGUGUUUGGAGACAUGUUGCUGACCAAGGCAGUCGAUAUUGCUGCCGAUAGUCUCCCCUCUCCCAACCAGCUCAAAAAGAAGAUCCUCAUCAAGCACAAGAAGCUUGCAGAGGGCAGUGCCUAUGAGGAGGUGUCCACUUCGACCCCUUACUCAGAAAAUGACAUCAGCAACUCCAUCAAGAAUGGAAUCCUCUACCUGGAGGACCCUAUUAACCAUGAGUGGUAUCCUCAUUUCUUUGUCCUGACCAGCACUAAGAUCUACUACUCAGAGGAGACCUCCAGUAACCAGGGCAACGAUGAUGAAGAGGAACACAGAGAGGUGUCCAAUGGCAUGGACCAACACGUGACUGAGAAGUGGUUUCACGGGAAGCUUGGUGCUGGACGGGACGGGCGGCAGAUCGCUGAACGGCUCUUGUCUGAGUACUGCCUUGAAACAGGGGCCCCAGAUGGGUCCUUCUUGGUGCGGGAGAGUGAGACCUUUGUGGGGGACUACACGCUGUCUUUCUGGCGUUCAGGACGAGUCCAGCACUGCCGCAUCCAUUCCAGACAAGAGGCCGGCAGCCCCAAAUUCUUCUUGACUGACAACCUGGUGUUCGACACACUCUUCGCCCUCAUCAACCACUACCAGCAGGUGGCGCUUCGCUGUAACGAAUUUGAGAUGAAACUGACUGAGCCCGUACCGCAGACCAAUGCGCACGAAAGCAAAGAGUGGUACCAUGCCACCCUCUCACGGAUCCAAGCAGAGAACAUGCUGAUGAGGGUUCCUCGUGAUGGAGCUUUCCUUGUCAGGAAGAGGGCGGAGUCCAACUCCUUUGCCAUUUCCUUCAGGGCGGAGGGGAAGAUCAAGCACUGCCGUGUGCAGCAGGAGGGUCAGACUGUGGUGCUGGGCACCUCGGAGUUCGACAGUCUCGUGGAUCUCAUCAGUUACUACGAGAAGCACCCGCUGUACCGGAAGAUGAAGCUUCGCUAUCCCAUCAACGAGGACACACUGGAGAAGAUCGGCACUGCUGAGCCUGACUACGGGUCCCUGUACGAGGGCCGAAACCCUGGCUUCUACGUGGAGGCCAAUCAAAUGCCGACAAUUAAGUGUACCGUGAGAGCCAUGUACGAGUACAAGGCCCAGAGGGACGAUGAGCUGUCGUUCGUCAAAAACGCCAUCAUCUCAAAUGUGGACAAACAGGAAGGAGGGUGGUGGAAGGGAGACUGUGGAGGAAAGAAACAGCAGUGGUUUCCCGCCAACUACGUGGAGGAGAUCAGUCCGUCUGCCGCAGAGCCGGACCGACCUGAAAUGACGGAGAACAGUCCACUGGGAGAUCUGCUCAGGGGAAUCGUGGAUGUUUCUUCCUGUCAUAUAGUUGUGCGCCCUGAUGGGAAGGGCAGCAGGCCUCACGUCUUCUCCAUGGUGCCAACUGCGGCCAUGAGGAACGGCCCGGUUCUGGAGGUGGCUGCCAGCACACAGGAAGAGCUCAAUGAAUGGGUGAUGAAGAUUCGGGAGGUCACCGUGACUUCAGAAGCAAAGCUGGAGGAGGGAAAGAUGAUGGAGAGAAGGAAGAAGAUUGCACUGGAAUUAUCAGACUUGGUCAUCUACUGUCGGCCUGUGCCUUUUGAUGAAGACAAGAUCGGAACAGAACGAGCCUGUUUCCGUGACAUGUCGUCCUUCCCCGAGACCAAAGCAGAGAAGUAUGUGAAUAAAAUCAAGGGGAAGCGGUUCCUUCAGUACAAUCGGUUGCAGCUGUCCAGGAUCUACCCGAGGGGUCAGAGACUGGACUCUUCCAACUACGACCCUCUGCCCAUGUGGCUCUGCGGCUCACAGCUGGUGGCUCUUAACUUCCAGACAGCAGACAAACCCAUGCAGAUGAACCAGGCCUUGUUCAUGCUCAACGGGAAAAGUGGGUACGUCCUCCAGCCCCCCAUCAUGAGAGACGAUUACUUUGACCCCUUUGACCGUCACACGUUGCGCGGCCUGGAGCAAGUCACGCUGAACAUAGAGGUAUUAGGAGCCAGACACCUUCCCAAACAUGGGCGCGGCAUUGUCUGUCCUCUGAUAGAGAUCGAGGUGUGUGGUGCGGAAUAUGACAGCGUCAAGCAAAAAACGGACUCGGAAGCUGACAACGGCCUGAACCCCACCUGGCCGCGGAAGUCUUUCCAGUUCACCGUGUACAACUCUGCCUUCGCCUUCCUGCGCUUCGUGGUCUAUGAGAUCGACAUGUUCAGUGACCAAAACUUCCUGGCUCAGGCUACAUUCCCCAUCCACAGCCUGAAGACCGGUUUUCGCUCUGUCCCGCUGAAGAACAGCUACAAUGAGAGCCUUGAGUUGGCAUCGCUGCUGGUGCACAUGGACAUCAUCCGAGGACGGGCUGAAAACGGAGAAGUUCUGAGUCCCGUUGCGGCUGCAUCGCUGUCCGCCUCAGCUCAGGUCGGACGGGAGCGUUUGGGGGAUUUGAAUUUAGUGGCGUCCAUGUCGUCCAGCAUGUCUCCACUGCCCCAGUCGCCCGCUCAGGCCCUGGCCUACAGAGGCAGCGACAGCUCCUUCGACUCCCGCUACCAGUCGCCCCUCGAUGACUUCAGAGUGCCACAGGAGGCGCUGUUAGACCAACUGGAGCAGCAGAGCAGAAGGAUCAUGCGGAGGACCCGUGUGGGCGGAGAGAACCGAGUCUAAGCCAAAUCAACUCACCAUGGCCCGCGCCCCCACCACUCAGUCGCCUCUCCCCGUACUGAUGAUGUCACUGACUGCUGUGAAAACUGUUUCCAUGGAAACGCCCACCACCGCUUAGGCCUACAUUUCAGGCACCCCCCCCUUCUCCCUUCAACCGCCCUGUUUCUGUCUCCCCGCUUGUUCCCACCGCCGCCUGAAGGAGAGCAAGGAAAUAUUGGAGGACGCCGACUGGAUGCCCACCGGAAGUGGAAACUGACAUUCCCAAGAGAAGGAAAACCGAGCUGGUUCUCCUCGCUCUGAACGAUAUUUAUUCCUGCUGUUGUUAGAGGAGCAGCAGCCAACCCGCUCUCAAAGAGCUCCACCUUUUUAAUUAUUAUUAUUAUUUAAAUCUUUUGCCAUUUUUAUGUGUUUAACACGCAGCUGUUCUUAGGGUCUCUUGUCAGGUGAAGCCCUGGCUUCCACUCACUUACAUUUGAACUGCAUUCCUGCACAUCAUUCCAUCUGUGUUCUCAAAAGCCAACCCUCUUUUUCACCGUCGUCGUGACGUCCACACGGUGAAGAAGCAGUUUGUCAUCGUCUAAUUCUGUUGCUCAGAUUCCACAAAAGCGUCGUCAUUGACACAGAGCGUUUUGUAUAUUAGUCAACAACUUUUCAGGCUUUUUCGCCGUUAAAUUUGCCAUAAAUAUUUCGACGUUUGUUUCUGUCACAUUAUUAGUUGGGGAUUAUGUUUUGCCAUAUUUACGUAAUGAACAAUGAUAUAAGUGUAUUUUUUAAUCGGUCAUUUUAAGUUGCACUGCAUUUACCCAAAGUAGGAGAGUUGCUGAUGUUGUGAUUCUUCCCUGAACAAACCGGUCUGAAAAUAAGAAGCAGAGGUCGGCACCUGGGAUGACGUUAAAUUAUUGCGUUCUCGUAUUUUGUGCGCCGUUUCCACUCAGUAUUCCCCCUCAGUGUGUCGCACUGAGACUAAGCCAUACGCCGUGAAGAGGGGACGCGUCAGACUCUCCAUUUGAUGCCUGAUUUUUAAUCCUUUUUUUUUUUCUCUCGUGGUUACGACAUCACUGCUCGCUCACGUCUUCGUGCCUCCGUCUGUAAACACAUCAUGGUUCUCUGCACAGCGACUGCACACUCACGCUUUUGUUCUGGUCCGGCCUCCGUGAUCACCUUUGGCUCAGGACUGUUGUUUCGGGAAGAAAAAAAUCCCAACAACCCGUCAAAAGGUCCAAUCACUGGGAUAUCAAAGCAGAGUGGGUGUGCAGGGCCUUCAUCUCUGACCGUGUCAUGUCCAAAGUCUUUCUGUAAUGUGCCUAAACUCUGAAGAUCUCAUUUUAAUUUUGCCUUUCAUAAGAAACAUAUUCAAGUCUGAAAAGUGAAUAAAAUACUUACUACGUAUCUUUUGGGUCUGU
This is a messenger RNA of Synchiropus splendidus (mandarinfish), 5662 nucleotides long. RefSeq names its product phospholipase C, gamma 1 (gene plcg1). The record is from RefSeq and is a predicted model, not a curated record. Gene Ontology annotation, molecular function: phosphatidylinositol-4,5-bisphosphate phospholipase C activity; protein binding. Gene Ontology annotation, biological process: phospholipid catabolic process; positive regulation of epithelial cell migration; phosphatidylinositol-mediated signaling. The transcript is spliced from 33 exons. Lineage: Eukaryota; Metazoa; Chordata; Actinopteri; Syngnathiformes; Callionymidae. The coding region runs from base 327 to 4262 and encodes 1311 amino acids.